AUGGCCAACGACAUCGUUUUGACGACGUAUGAUACUUUGCGCAGCGAAUGGUCGACUUCUCGAUCAGAUAGCGUUCUAUAUCACAAUCACAGCGGUUGGGCGCGUAUAGUCCUUGAUGAAGACAGAAAGGUUCUGGCCAAUUUGCUGAUGAUUGUCAAAAAAGCUCAUCAUAUUCGGUCUCGUUCCUCACAGAUCUUUCAAGCGACAUGCGACCUUCGGGCUAGAUAUCGUUGGUGUCUUACCGGAACUCCAAUUCACAACACACUGGACGACUAUGCAGCCUUGCUAGCAUUCAUCAGAGUGGCUCCAUUUACCGGUCCCAGUGGAAAACUCGCGUUUGCGAAUUUGAUCGAUUCCCCCUUACAUUCUUUUGAUAAGCAUGAAAUUGGAAUUCGACGUCUCAGGAAACUCAUCGCUGCAACUUGUUUACGACGUACAAAGGACCACGUGCAAGAUCAGCUGCGGCUACCAUCACGCAUUGAAAAGGUGCAUUACAUCGAUUUGACACAUGAAGAGCGCAGAAUCUAUGAUUUCUUCAAGUCUCGAGCGUCUUCCCUCGUGGGGAACUUAAGUCAGAAGUCACACAUGGAUAAGACAUCCUGGUCAACCAUGUUGUCUAUCAUUGGAUUUCUAAGAUUGAUUUGCAACCACGGAGGACAGCUUUUACCACAAGCUGCAAUAGAAAUGUACAACAAGCAAAAUCCCUCCGCUGUCCACCCACUAUCCAAAAUUACGAGGCCAUCCGAAGUAUCGACAUGCCCUUCUGGACUAUCGAUUGAUUCCCUACCUGGCUCUCCAGAAUCACUAAUGCCCUUUGAUAACUUGGGGCGGACUGAUUAUCAGCCUUCAUCAAAAGUUAGCGCAUUGAUAGGGAACAUUCUGAGCGAGCAACUCGUGAAUAAGUCAAUUUCUGAGGGAAUUCCCGUGAAAAGCGUCAUAUUCAGUUUCUGGACAAAAAUGCUCGAUCUCAUUGAGAUUGCCUUGAGAAAGAAUGGCAUCUUCUUCCAACGAAUUGAUGGCAAAACAUCAGUUGGACAUCGAUCUCUUGUACUGAAAAGAUUCAAUGAAGACCUGAACUGUACAGUCAUACUCGCUAGUAUUGGAGCGGUUGCGGAAGGUGUCGAUCUUACCGCUGCAAGCAGUGUUCAUCUCGUUGAGCCCCAGUGGAAUCCUAUGGUCGAAGCCCAAGCUGUUGAUCGAGUACAUCGCAUUGGCCAAUGUCGCAGCGUGACAGUCACUCGCUAUAUCGUAAAAGACUCUAUCGAGAAUUACGUCCAAGGGAUUCAACAAGCCAAGCUGAGAUUCGUUCAACAAUCAUUUGGUGAUACUAAUACAGAUCAGGAAAGUCUCAAAAAUGCCCGUCUGCAGGUGAGUAUUCUGAUCAGAUGA
Messenger RNA from Penicillium canariense, 1389 nucleotides. RefSeq names its product DEAD/DEAH box helicase. Lineage: Eukaryota; Fungi; Ascomycota; Eurotiomycetes; Eurotiales; Aspergillaceae. Gene Ontology annotation, molecular function: ATP-dependent chromatin remodeler activity; ATP binding. The coding region runs from base 1 to 1389 and encodes 462 amino acids. The record is from RefSeq and is a predicted model, not a curated record. The transcript is spliced from 5 exons.